AUGGACACUGCGGCGGGCCCUGUGCCGCCCCAGCCGGCGCACGACGACGACGAGGCGCGUGACGAGGUCGCUGCUCUUCCCCGAGCUGCGGCCGGUGACGCCGACGCUGCGGCGCGCAUGGACGACGAGCGCGACGAGACGACAACGGCCGUCGACGAGGUCCUCGUGCCCUACACGUUCGGCCGCACCCCGUCGCUCAAGCUCGACGUCGACCACCGCCUCCCGCUCGCAAGUCGCACCGUCCGCCCUCGGCUCGAGCACCGCACGAGCUCGCACUCGUCCUACUCGUCGUCGAUCGGCAUCGCCGCACCUCCUCCACAGCAGCCGAGCGGCGUCCUCCCAGCGCCUCGCCCGUACGCCCUCCCGCCGGGCCUCGCCCACUCGCCUCAACCUCCCCCUUUCGCGUCGCCGGGCCUCGCGUCCUACUCGCCCACCGGACCAUUCCGCACCGUCGCCCCUCCCUCGACCCGCCCUGUCCAGCCCUUCCCUCGCUCGGGAGUCCCCAGCAUGGCCGCCCCUCGCUCGGCCCGCAUCAGCUACGAGCCGCCGAUCCCGCUCGACGUCCAGAUCCUCCUCCUCACGACCCCGCCGCCGCCUGCACCCGCGUCCCGCACGAGCCUGAGCAGCGUCAGCAGCCGCGCGUCGACGCUCGCGAGGAGCGACGCCCAGGCGUACCGCGACGAGUUGCUCGCCGCCGAGCGGGCACGGCGCGCGAGGGAGGACAAGCGCCUCGCGGGCAAGGCGAGGCGCCUGCUCAGCGGCAGCGUCAGCUACCUGUCGGGCGGCGGGGGCGGGACGGCGGGACGCAGGGCCGAGGACCUGGCGGGCGGGACGGCGCGAGACGACGACGCGGGCGUGCCGACGAAGGCGUUCGAGUCGCUCGACUUGAACCGGUCGAGGGGGAGCAGGGACUCGAGGAGAGGGGCGGGCCGGAUCGACAGCACGACCGCGGUCGAGUUUGUGCCCAAGACGUGGGACGAGUACACGGCGGCGUACGCGGCGGGCCAGCUCGACCUCGAGGACCCGCCGUUCCCGCCACUCGGCGCGCUCUUGAGCAUCUCUGCGACCUUCCCCUCGGCGGCGGCGCCGCACCGAGCAGGGGCCGCCAGCCUGUCGCCAUACGAGGCGGCGCACUUUCCCGCCCCGCUGCACCUCUCGCCCGUCACGCCGACCCGCGAGCGCCUCCUCGCCCAGCUCGACCUCCUCGGCGAGACCUACUUGCUCCCGAGCGCGUCGGCCGUCCCGCUCCACGUGUCGACCACCACCGGCAGCCCGGUCCCGUCGCUUCCCUCGGCAGGGUCGAGCGUCACGAGCGGCCGUCGCGACUCGCUCGUCCAGUCGGUGCACGCGGCGGCGGGGCGCAGGGCGUCGAACGCGUCGACGGCGCCGUCGACGACGCACUCGGGCCCGUCGCCGGCGACCAAAGGCGGCGCCGUCUUCCCGUCGUCGUCGUACGCGCCGCCGCCGUCGUCGCCCGCCAUGAUGGUCAACGCGCAGCCGUACGGGCAGCACCUGUCGCACGCGCCGCCGGUCGACGCCAUCUCGGCCAUGACGUUGCGCAACCACCCAGCGCUCCUCACCCUCCUCCGCCGCGCCCUGUACGCCCCUCUCGGCUCGCAGGCCCUGUUCAAGCCUGUGCCGAAAGCCGCCAUCAUCACCCUGUUCCCGACGGCGGCGUCGUCGCACGUCACGAUCCUCGCGUCGGUCGGCCUCCCGACCCGGACGACGACGCUCCCCGUCUCGCACGCCCUCGACGCGCACGUCCUCCUCGCCGGCGAGCGAGGGCUCGUCGUCCCCGACACGGAGCGCGACUGGCGCUUCCGCGGCAACGAGGUCGUGUGCAAGAGCCCGAGCAACCCGAUGAGCGGCACGUUCGGCGCGUCGCCGAGCGGGCUCGGGAUCCGCUUCUUUGCCGGCGUGCCCAUCUUUGCGCCGUCGCUGCCCUCGCUCGCCGGGUUCGAGGAGGAGGCCGGCGGGCGCAUCGCGAUCGGCACCGUGUCGCUUCUCGACGACUGGCCCCGCACGAGCAAGUUCGGCUCGUCCGACCGCGCCAACCUCCGCUCGCUGGCGAGCCAGGUCACGCACGAGAUCGACCGCUUCCUGCGCGAGCGUGAGCAGCACCGGUUUGCGCGCCGCACGUCCGUCUCGUCGACGGUCGCGAGCGCGUCGGCGCUCGGUGCUGGCGGCGGCGGCGGCAACAGCGCGGUGUCGCAGACGACGGCGCGCACGGCGACUCGCGAGCGGGCGAGGAAGGCGGCGUCGGGCGGGUCGGGCGUCGAGCGCGCGGGCGAGGGAGGCCACGUCAGCUGGGACGGGCGUCGCGGGUCCACGUCGGGCUCGGAGCGCGAGGGAGGGCCAGCGGCGCCGGCGCCAACUGCGCCUCUACCCACACCUCCACCAUCCACCGGUGCAGGCGCGCACGCUUCCCCAGUCGCCGACACGUCCUCGUCGUCCGUGUUCGCCACGGCGUGCACCUCGCUCGCCCAGUCGCUCGACCUGUCGCUCGUCUACGUCGUCUCUCUCGACCUCGCGUCGUGCGCCCCGGCGCCCUCGAUCGUUGGCCAACCGGCCCUCACCCUCGUCGCGGCGCACAACCUGCCGUCGGACUCGAACGCGUCGUUCGACCCGGCGCUGCACCUGCGCGCCCUGCGCGCGCCCGAGGGCGGCCUCCUGUACCGAUCGCCGACGGCGACGGCGGCGGGCGAAGGCGCGCAGGCCACAGGCGCCGGCGGGUUCGCGAGCGGGAUCUUGCUCCCAGUCGCCGAGUCGACCGAGACGGGCUACGUCCUCGCCGGGUACACGACCGAGCGCCGGCGCAAGUGGGGAGAGGCCGAGAUGGGCGAGUUCGACAAGGUGCGCGACCGGCUCGCGAGCGUCGUGCCGUCGCCGUGA
Messenger RNA from Rhodotorula graminis WP1, 2892 nucleotides. RefSeq lists its product as uncharacterized. The coding region runs from base 1 to 2892 and encodes 963 amino acids. The record is from RefSeq and is a predicted model, not a curated record. NCBI's taxonomy places the organism in Eukaryota, Fungi, Basidiomycota, Microbotryomycetes, Sporidiobolales, Sporidiobolaceae. The transcript is spliced from 4 exons.